This is a messenger RNA of Ictalurus furcatus (blue catfish), 3056 nucleotides long. RefSeq names its product leucine-rich repeat-containing protein 63 (gene lrrc63). Gene Ontology annotation, molecular function: protein binding. Bases 436 to 1776 code for a protein of 446 amino acids. NCBI's taxonomy places the organism in Eukaryota, Metazoa, Chordata, Actinopteri, Siluriformes, Ictaluridae. The transcript is spliced from 8 exons. The record is from RefSeq and is a predicted model, not a curated record.
CUUUUCUUUUCUUUUUUUUCUUUCUUCUUCUUUAAAAUUAAACUGAAUUGCUUAAAAACAAAACAACUUUUCUCACCAAAUACUAGACAUUCGAUAUAUAUUACUAGUUUAUAAAGAACAUUUCCCAUUACAAUAAUUUGUCCCAUACAGAUACCGGAUUUGAACAGGUCUAUAUAAUAAUAAAUAAUUGCAAUUAUAGCUAUAUUAUCUAUAUUGUUACUAAUUGUGUUAUUUAUAUUCUAUUUACUAAAAUAUUUGAUUUUGUGCUUUCCUCCACACAGCAAAAUCACCAGUGUUGAUUUAACACCCACAGUGUUGAAUUUACACCCUACAGUGUUUAUAUAAGUCCAUUGGACUCAAAUAAAAACUCCGGGUGUUAAUUCAACACUAGGGAUUUUGUUGUGCACAAAUGAGCUAGUGGACUCUUUACAGGUAAUGUCAUCUCAAGACAUCCAGCUCCUGAGGAGACCACUUCCCCCUAAACACACCCCAUCACACUGUGAGAUUGCAGAGUCUAUUCCUGCACAAGUCCAAGAAGAGGGAACAGAGCGCAGAAACGAGUGGAGUGACCAUGGCAACGCUCUUCCAUGGAAUAACGGUCUGCCAUGUUCACGUCUGUCCUUCCUCCUUGCUGAAACUCCCAUCGUGCCUUACAAAAUCAUCAACUCUUUCCCUUCCCGACCACGAAGAAUUAUUCCAAAAGCCCGUAUUUUAGAUGUACUGAGAGAUGAUCCUCGUUACACAGUUCAACCCCCAAACUUCCUCCUGGAAUUCUUGAAACCCACUCAAUCAGAGAGUGAACCAGUCCAGACCAGCCAAUCACAGAAGAAAGUGGUCCAGUACCUGUCAGGGUGUAACUACAGGAAGUUUGUCGAUCACCUCCUGUCUGAGCUGCAUGAUGGGCAGCAGAGAGAAGUGGCCAGUCAGAUUUUGAGCUGCGAGCAGUUGCCUCAACUUGAACGCAGGAUCCCACAACGGCAGAUCAUAUGUGUGUGUGUGUGCAUGUGUGUUUGUCUAGAGUUGGCAGCAGUGAUUCGGGUGCAUCAAGGACAUGACAAACUAUUACGGACCGCGGAUGUGACUCAAGCUGUAUGCCCACACACACAGUAUGACAAAGACCCAGUUGUUCUGAGCUUCCAGGGUUCAUGCCGAUCACAUUCCCCUUCCCUCGCUCCAGUCAGCCCGUCUGAACGUGCAGUUGUAGAGUGCCUCAAGAAAGGCGGUGCCACUCUCAACCUCAAGGCUCACUUUAUUGACCAGCUACCCGAUCUGUCUCUCCUUAUUUCGACUCUCUGCUACCUAAACCUUUCAUUUAAUGACUUUAGUUUGUUUCCUGUGGAGGUAUGUGAGCUCACUAAACUGGAGGUGCUGAAGUUGAGAGACAACCCGAUUGAGGAAAUCCCAGCCGAGAUCCAGAAGCUGAUCAACCUCAAGAUGUUGGUGGUCUCAUUCUGCAAGCUCACUGCUCUGCCGUCCCAGUUAUAUCAACUGCCCUCUCUGCAGCACCUGGACGUGUCACACAACCUCAUCGGCCACUUGAGCAACAGCAUCAGUAACCUCAGAUCACUGCGUUAUUUAAAUGUAGAGGGGAAUCAGUUAGCAGCUCUGCCCGCUGGCCUGCUUCGUCUCCCGCUGUCUCAACUAAAACUGGACAGGAGCUAUACACACUCGCGGCUGUCAAAGCAGGACACACACUCUCAGCAGGUAUUACACACAGACACACACACACACACACACACACACAGACUGAGUAUAUGUGUGUGUGUUUGUAACUAGUAACCUCUCUCUCUUUCAGACCUGCCACAUGUGUCUAUAACCUCUCAUUCUCCCCUGUUUAACAUUUCUCUUAUUAUAACUUUUUUUUCACACACGUGUCAGUAAUUUUAUUUGUGCUGCUGCAUGUUUAAUUCUUUGCUUUUACAACAUUAAAUCAUUAUUUUAUACCAUUGCUAACUACAAUCGGGUUUGUGAUAUGCAUUCCUAUGGGGCACCCUGGUGGCUUGGGGCCGUAAGCAAAUCCUUAUUCACAAAUUGUACAUCGGACUACUGAUCGGAAGGUCAUGCGUUCAUAUCCCAGCACUGCCAAGUUGCCACUGCUGGGACCAUGAGCACAGCCUUUAAGUUGUAUAAAUGCUCAGUUGUAUAAAUGAGAUAAUUGUAAGUCACUUUGGAUAAGGAUGUCUGCCAAAUGCUGUAAAUGCACAAACCACUUUGGGACAUGCUGUUAUAGGAACAUAAUCAGUGAUGUGGUGGUGUGAUGUGUUGUGUUAAAUGCAUACAGUUAACACAAAUGUAAAAUGCUUGAACUUCUUUUAAACACAAGCUCAACCAAGACCAAAACAAUGGAUUUUUACUGCUAAAUUUACAAAUGCUUUCAUACUGUAUGUCAGAACAGAUAACAUCAUGUUCUAAACCUAACUUAUAGGCUAAAGUCAAAGUGAACAGUUGUUCAUAUUGUGAAUUGAAACCCAUAUAUAUCCCCUGUAUUCUAUUCCAUUGCUAUUGAGAAACAGCUGAUUGAAGUUAUGCAAAUAGAUCAAUCACAGCUGAUUCCCAUCUAGGAAACACACUCAGGUGGUGAGGUUCUUUCAAUCUCAUGACCAUAUGGUAUACAGUAAAAGAGGACCUCUUUGGGCUGAUCUUGUGUGGAAAAGGAACAAUAUAGAGUAACAAAAAGAAAGUAAGAAAAAUGCCUUCACGAGGGAGAGGAAGAUGAGUACCAGGACAAGGAAGAUGAGUGGGACAAGGGCAAAGGUGAGGAAUACCUGGACAAGAACAACGUAGAGAGAAAGGAGUUAGAAUAUGUGUUGGUGCUCAAAGAAGGGCCAGAGCUAGGGUACCUGAUGAUGAAAUAAGAGCUACUGUAAUAGACAAUGUCUAUUAUAAUGUAUAAGGGCUCCUCUCACUGCAAAGUGUAAAUACAAUAAUUUUACCAUGUAUUACUGUAUGGUGACUGUAUGCCUGUAUGGCAGAUUAGAAGAUUUUUUUUAUUCUUCUGUGGCUUUUUCUGUUUGUAUAUUUGGUAUUUUCACACAAUAAAUGGCAACUAUAUUGCA